Phyllostomus discolor (pale spear-nosed bat) is the source of this 651-nucleotide messenger RNA. RefSeq names its product secreted phosphoprotein 2 (gene SPP2). The record is from RefSeq and is a predicted model, not a curated record. The transcript is spliced from 7 exons. Gene Ontology annotation, cellular component: extracellular region. The coding region runs from base 16 to 627 and encodes 203 amino acids. Gene Ontology annotation, biological process: bone remodeling. Lineage: Eukaryota; Metazoa; Chordata; Mammalia; Chiroptera; Phyllostomidae.
GACAGUCCUUUCAGAAUGCAGAAGCUGGUGCUGGGGAUACUGGCCGUGUUCGUCCUCGGAAUGAACAGGCCCUGUGCAGCUGUCCCGGUGUACGACUACGACCUGCCCUCCCUGCGGCAGGCCCUGAGCGCCUCGGUGGCGGACGUGAACUCCCGGUCCGUGAGCCCGUUCCUGUUCCGGGCGUUCAGAGGCUCCGUGAAAAGGGUCAACAUGCUGGAUGAGGACAGCCUGAGCAUGGACAUAGAAUUCAGCGUCCGAGAGACCACCUGCCGGAGGGGCUCCGGGGAAGACCCCGCCACCUGUGACUUCCAGAGGGGCCACUACGUGCCGGCAGCCGCCUGCAGGAGCACCGUGCGGAUGUCGGCCGGGCAGGUGCAGGACGUGUGGGUGCGCUGCCGCUGGUCCUCCAGCUCCGAGUCGGACAGCAGCGAGGAGAUGGGUUUCAGGUUUAUCAUGGGAUCCUCCAGAUGGAGACACAGUGAUCUGUUUGAUCUUGCUCCUGGCGGGCCCACGGGCGAGCAGUUUUUCGGGCGGUCGCUUGAGGCCAUGAGGAGGGUCUUUCCCCCCGGAAAUAGAAGGUCCCCGGGCCCGUGGCACCGAGCGAGGGUCUACUCGGGCUUUGAGUAGAAGCCUGGAGGUAAGAACGCCCAG